Molecule: messenger RNA, 468 nt
Organism: Acanthosepion pharaonis
Lineage: Eukaryota; Metazoa; Mollusca; Cephalopoda; Sepiida; Sepiidae
Source: the annotation of a GenBank genome assembly
AUGGCAUCUCUUUAUAAUACCAUUCCCUGUCGGUACAUAGUCACACCGGAAUCUCAGUCGGAUGUCCCACUCCUCUGCGAACCACGCAAAUAUCUCUCCACAGAACGCCGACCCAACCUCGACAUCGCUCGCACCAAGUUGAACAAGUCCAACCCCACAGCACCUAAGGGUCUGUUCGCCAACAGUGGGCACGCCCACUUCUUUCCUCUUCUAGAAGUGACAAAGCAUUCUGCUAGCAAGCAACUGAGAGUAACUCGUGCCCACCAAGGCUGCACCCUUGACCCCAUUAAUGCAACAGUUUUAGAUAUCUCUCUCUCUCUCUCUCUCUCUCUAUCUCUCUCUCUCUCUCUCUAUCUCUCUCUCUCUCUCUCUAUCUCUCUCAAAAGAUUUAUAUAUUUUCAUUGCGUAUUUUCCUUAACGUUUCUUUCUUCGUUAUCCUCUCUCAUUUUCGGUGAUUUGGGCCGAUAA